ACCUCAUUUCCCAACAAUUUAAUGAACACGCUUUAAAUCCCACUAAUGACAUCGCUGAAUACAUCAUCAUAAUCCUCUUUCAAAACUAACCAAACAUCACAAACUUUCACACAUUUCAUUUCACCAUUCACACAACAAACAGAGAAAGAAAAAAAACAGAACCAUAAACCAUGUUUGAUCCAACAUUUGAUCCAACAAGAAAACACCAUAACCCCAAGAACUCAUUCGAUUUGUACGAUGAAACACGACAUGUAACAUGGGAAUCUGCUAAUUCUAAUAACAUGUGGCCUUUAAAACAACCUCAAUUUGGUAUAGAUGACGAUGAAACAGAACUAAAACCAGAACCUCGAUGGGGUAUGAACUCUCCGCAUUACAGAAGCCUUUCUCCGGUUUCGAGAACCGAAGCUAUAAUCAGAGGACAAAAGGAACUCAUGGAAAUGGUUCGGAACAUGCCGGAAUCAAACUAUGAACUUUCGUUGAAGGAUCUUGUUGAACAUCACCACAGGGAUGUUUUCACCACCACAGAAGAAAAUAAUAAUAAUACAGAAGAUGAGAAGAAGAAGAUGACUACGAAGAAGAAGGUUGAUGAUGAUAAGAAGGUGCCUGUGAAGAGAAAUGAGAAAGUUGAUCAUGGAGGUUUUUACCUGAAAGUGGCUUUACCGUUUAUUUCUUUGGGAUCUAAUAAAGAGAAAAAGAAGAAAAAGAAAGAGUCGAAAGUUUCGCCUAGACCGUCGAUUUCUGAUGGAUCGGUAAAGGAGAAGGAGUGGUGGAAGAAGAGUACUCCUUUGGUUUAUAAAGAGAGUGAUGACAGUGCUGCUGAAUCUAGUAUUGUUAGUAAUGGAAGCUUGAAAAGCUCUGUUAGUAGUAGUAGCAAAAGUAGUAGCAGCAAAAGCAGAAGUAGCAGAAGCAGAAGAAUAACAAGUAAUAGCAGCAGGCGAGAGAACAGUCGUGGUGGAUGCUGGACUAUGUUUCGCAAGUCCAAGAAUCAGAAGAAAAGAGUCAGAGAUUGAUG
This is a messenger RNA of Vicia villosa (hairy vetch), 1012 nucleotides long. RefSeq lists its product as uncharacterized. The coding region runs from base 171 to 1010 and encodes 279 amino acids. The transcript is spliced from 2 exons. Lineage: Eukaryota; Viridiplantae; Streptophyta; Magnoliopsida; Fabales; Fabaceae. The record is from RefSeq and is a predicted model, not a curated record.